Pogonomyrmex barbatus (red harvester ant) is the source of this 3258-nucleotide messenger RNA. RefSeq lists its product as uncharacterized. The record is from RefSeq and is a predicted model, not a curated record. Lineage: Eukaryota; Metazoa; Arthropoda; Insecta; Hymenoptera; Formicidae.
ACGCAUAGAAUAUUUCCAAAUAUAUUAAUAGCUUUUUCAUUAAACUAGUUACUGGUAUUAAAAUAUCUAUCCUUUAAUUGCAAAAGUGUAUGUCGAGUUCGUUUUGAGCUAUGUGAAGAGAGAUUGGAUCCUUCAUGAAGAUCGGUACAUCUUCGUUUUCAUUAUUUGACAGUUUCCAUUCGAAAUAAUACGUCAAUAUCGCUUCUUUUAUUAUGAAUUUUCUAUUCCGGUAUUUCGACUUACAAAAGUUGAAAAAUUUUAAUCGACUUCUUAGCUUCUAAUAAAAAUUCACGUGUAGUUAAGUGUAAACAAGAAUCUUAUUUUCAGAAAAGAUUUCAAUUUAAAUUAUUCCUAACGAAUUAUUAAACGGCCUUUAAUCUUCGUUCAUAGAAAAAUCUCAAAUCUCAAUAUUUGACGCAACACGGGUCUUAAUCAUCCAAGGCUAUUUCGGAAGACGCAGAAGAGGGUGUGUGAGUGUGAUAAGGUGGACAGCACCGCAGCAUCCGCGGGUGGGGAAGGAGAGGAACUGGAUGGUUGUCCGCGUGGGUCGAUUCGGCAUGGCGCUUUGACGGUGGGAAGGGUGAGGGCGUCCGCAUCGCGAGGAUGUCGGGGAGAGAAAGCGAGAAAGAACAGUGCUCCAAGGGCGCACGUCGACCAGUAACGAGUCGGGGGACGCGAGCGUCGCGUUGCAGGCGUCGCCCUGGGCGCCGCCGUCCUGGGAGCCGAUGGAGCCGACCCGCGUGCCCCGGGGGGGUCCCGCUUCACGCCUCAUCUUCCUCUUCGUCACGCUCGUGCUGACCUUCGCAGCAACGGGACUCCUGUGCGGCGCGAUAAUGUCGGACCAUUGGGAAGAAAUCAGCUGGGACAAGGAAGAUCUGGCCCACGCGAAUGUCAACCUCACGUGGUAUCUGAAUGGUCAGGUGGCAAAGUUAGAGUCUUCCGUCAAUCACCGAAAUAGACAUCGUGUCGCCAAACGUCCGUCCUUCUUAGUUCCCAUGCACGGCGGAAUUUGGAUUAUGUGUGUUUCAUUGUCAGAGGAAGAGAUACAACUGUUGAGUCAAGUGGGUUUCUCGCAAGAGAAAUGCGUCAAUUACUUGACACCAAAUGAAGCACAGGAGAUGCGUGUGGCUUGGCAAAAUCGAAUGCAAAAUCUGAGUAUUUCGUGCUCCCUGGUGUGCUUAAUCAUUUUAGGAUGUGCUGUGCUUAUAGGAUUUUUCGGACUAUGCAGGCAUCAGAUAUCGGCUGUGCUCGUGACAGGGGUGAUGUACCUCCUUGCAGCGACAUUCGCGCUGUUCACGCUCACGAUCAUCCACUUCAAGAGAGCCCAGGGCCGUGGGACCAAAUCAAUGGUGAAUGGGCAUGAGGACGGCGUGAUCGGUACGCCUGUUAUUCACAGUGUCCUUAAAGCUAGAAGAGUCACCACCGCAUGGAGCAUGGAUUUAGGAUGGGGUGGAGUCACUCUCUGUGCCCUCGCGUCGGUAGCCUGGAUCCUCCUCAGUAAAAUCAUGCGCUUCAGUCCAAUUGCGACUAUGAUAGCGUAGCAGUGGGAAGCCUUCGAGGUCUAAGGUCGUUUCUGGGAGCCACAUUUCCGCGUUCCUUUCGGAUAACACUUUCCUGAUCGGUCAUCAGUUAAUUCAAGAGAUGUUGUUUCUCUGCUUUAAUCCUUCACAGGAUAGUCGCAUUCUUCAAACGUUCUUUUGAAAUUAUCUCGCUUUCAAUUUUACGCUUGAACAAUCUGCACCAACUUAAUAAAUCUCAAAUAUUUAUCUCCUGCUAGAAUAUUGACUAGAUUUCAAGAAUGUAGAUUUCUGAGAUGUAGGAAUAUUCCUCUAGCUAUUAAAGUUUUUUCCGAAAAGGAUCGCAAACUGGAACGGAAGAUAUAAUAUUUUGGAAGAGAAUGAAUCCAGAAAUGACCGUCUCGAAGGCGAUUGCGUCUAGGUGUCUAUUUUGUAUCAUUUAUCUCGUUUGCACAAAUGUUAAUUAUUUCAAAUCGAGAGAAUAUGAGUUUAUCAAAGAGAUAAAGAGGUUCUCCGAUUAAAGCAUACAAUUCGUCGUCAUAAACAGCCAGAAACACCUAGAAUUUCAAUGUUUGAUCGAUGCUUCGUAGAAUCACUGAAUAUGCUGAUUUGAUAAUUUCUAUUUACCUGCAUCGUAUAAUACUCGACUUAUUUACUGUAAUUAAACAUACUCACUAAGAUUCGAAAGACAUAAAAGAUAUAAAAUUAACAAACUUAUAACGUAUAUUUAUGAUAUAAAAAGACAAGAUGUAACGUCCUUACUGAUCUCUUGCCGAUGCGCAGUGAAUGACUCAGGAAUUAAUUGAAAGAUGUUAAAAAAUAAUCUAGCACUAAUAUUAUUAUAAAUAUAUAAAUGCUACAAAUUAGGAUUGAACAGUAUAAUUUUUUUAAACUUAUCAAUUUGAUUUGUAUUAACGAUUUUAGUAAUCACUCUAAAAUAUUUGCUCAUCAAUUUAUCAUUCUCUUUCAAAUUUCUAGAAAUUUUAUUUUUAAUCACUUUGUUAUGGAUUAUUAAAUCUACAAUUUUUCACUUGGCUUCUAUAUGUAAUAGCAAGUUUUGAUCAUUAUUCUGCGCAGUUGCACGUCUUUUUAUGUGAAAACAAUGAAAAUGUUGUUGGUAUUAGAGAGCAUAACAGUUCUCUGGUAUAUCAAUUGCCUAUAAUGUAAUCCAAAUGCCUUAUUAUUAGACAAAUAAGCAAGUAAAGUUAUUUGUAAAGCGUAAAAUAAAAAUUAAUGAAUAAGAGUGAGGUACAUAAAGUGUGAUAUAUCAAUUUUUCAAGAAGAUAUGAUACAAUUAUUAAAUUUUCUUUAUAAGAAUUAUUUUAUAUAUUACUUUUUUACAAUUUUUAUGUUCCGACAAAUUGAUUAAUCACACCUUAAGUACCUCAAUCUAUUUACAGCAUAAAUUUUUUUAAUCAGCGAGCUUGUUUUUGCUACAAUUUAUAGCAAUUAGAUGAUAUAAUUACGCACAAUACGUGUCCUGCAUGAAAAAAUCGCGAGCUGCAUUUCGUCCAUUAAAAAUUAAGAAUCUUUGUCCGUGCUUUAAAAGGAUAUACCACAUUUUUCUAACGCGUUCUUGCCAUAUUUUUUUACGCAAUUUUUGUUACUUGUUAUAUCACUUAUAUACUGAGCACAAUAAAAAAGUUAUAAAAAAUCGCUUGUUGAAAACUAUUUGUAUUCAUGUUAAUUAUUCUUAAACUGUCAUGUACAUUUUUCACAGUGAUGAUUAAAAAUAUAAUUG